This is a messenger RNA of Closterium sp. Naga37s-1, 2040 nucleotides long. Lineage: Eukaryota; Viridiplantae; Streptophyta; Zygnematophyceae; Desmidiales; Closteriaceae. The record is from the annotation of a GenBank genome assembly.
AUGGCGUAUCUACUGCCCGGGGCGCACGGCAAGGGCAACGGGUUCUAUUCCGAGAAGCACCCAGCGGAGCACGUGCUCACGGGCGUCGCGCACGUGCUCACGCGGCUCGCCCACGUGCUCAUCUUAUUCGGCGGUCUCAUGGCAAUCGCGUGGUGCGCCUUGGUCGUGCGCAAUCCCAGCAUAUCCACUCUUCUCGCAGCGCCCGUCACGUCCAACCCCGCCGGGGGCACCAGCAGCAUCUGGAGCCUCGGCAGAAACAGCAGAAGAAGCAGCGGCGGAGGAGCCGUUGAUAUCCCCGCCAUGGCCAGCAGCAGCAGCGCCCACCGGGAGUACGUUGCGCCUUCCUCCAUUCCCGGAUCCCGCCUCACUUCCGCCGACGCUGAUCUCGCAUUUAGGCGCGGGUUUGAGUGCGUCAACGAGAGGGGCACUUGGCAAUUCGACAGCACGCCACGUUUGCUGCCGUGGGCCGUCGCAGGCCAGCACGGCGGCUGGCAGUGCGACCAACCGUGGCUCUGGGAAAAUCGCGCCGCGCACACCUCCCAACCAUCCCCCGCAGCUGCUGCGCCGAGCGCUGGUGCAAACCCCCCCGUUGCCGCCACCGCGUCCGCCGAUCUCCCGAGCUCAACGCAAGCGCCGGCCCCGCCUUCCGCGCCAUCGUCCCCCCCGCUCCGCAGAUUGCUGUCCGUCGACGCGUUUCCACCCACCACUCCCUCUGGUGGCGCUGACGACGAAGCAGCUUUGCCAGAGGAUGAGGAAGAUACAGCCGAAACAGCGGCCGUCGAUGCCACUCGUGCUGCCAGGGCCGCACCUAUAGCAGUUGCUGUGGCAUCUAACGGGGUCGCGCCCUUGCCUGCUCUUAAAACAGCGUCGUCUGCUCCUCGUAGCAUCGCGUUUGCUGGAGAGACAGCGGAUGGCAAUAGCAGCAGCAGCAGCAGCAACAGCAGCAGCAGCAGCAGCAGCAGCAGCGACGGCGGCGGCGGCGGCGGCAGCACCGGCAGCAGCGGCAGCAGCAGCAGGUACAAGCACGUAGCGUACGCAGCGGCAGACAGGGUGGUGAUGGAGGGCAGGGGGGCGGAGGAGUGGCAGGUGCGCCCCGCGGUCAAGUACAGGUGGCGCCUGCCCGCGCGCGGGGCUGAGGGGGGGUGCGCGGUGGCGUGGCGGGACGUGGAGUGCGCGCAGGUGGCAGCGGGGCUGACGAACGGGCGGGGGAAGAUCCUCAUGGUGGGGGACUCGCUCACCUCCCUGGCGUUCCUCUCCUUCCGCAACCACAUGAGGAUGUGCGCUGCCGCAGCUGCUGCAGGCGCCCGUGCUACGCACGCAGGUGACACAGGCAGCGCUAGCACGCUGGGUAGAAACAGCAGGGCGAGUAGCGAUAAAGGAGAUGGGCGCAGUGGUGAACCCCUGUCUGCUGCUCCCCAGUCCUUGGUGCCGCCCCUGCCUACCAAGAUAGAGGAGGCGAAGCUAGCAGUGUGUGCAGCCGAGGUGCAGCAGUCGGUGAUGCGAGACAUGCACGGGCACAUGCUGUGUGACAGCGUGUCGUACGGCAACACCACCAUCGCCAUGGUGCGCAACGACGUGCUGCACACCAACAGCACGCGCCGCCUCGACUUCCCCCGCAUGAUCUCCUUCCCCUGGUUCGACGAUGUGCUUCCGGGGAGCGACACUGCCGUGCUUGUGCUUAACCGCGGGGCGCACUAUGUGGAGGAUGAGGAGUUCACGGAGCAGCUGAACAGGACGCUUACGAGAGUGCGAGAGGCGGCACCGGAGCUGCUGAUCAUCUACAGGAGCACGCCGCCUGGGCAUGCGCACUGUGAGAACAUCACGGCUCCUCUCAAGGAGCCGCAGGACCCAUCAUCGUUGCCGUUUCACUGGGGGGAGUUUGGCAGGCAGAACAAGCUUGCGAGGCAGAUGGUGGAGGCUGUAGGAGGUGUGUUCAUGGACGUUGAUCCAAUGACAAGUUUACGAGGGGAUGGCCACAUGUCCCCGCCUAAUGAUUGCCUUCACUAUUGCCUUCCUGGCCCUCUAGAUGGCCCUCCCUAG